Molecule: messenger RNA, 327 nt
Organism: Opisthorchis viverrini
Lineage: Eukaryota; Metazoa; Platyhelminthes; Trematoda; Opisthorchiida; Opisthorchiidae
Exons: 3
Coding region: 1-327 (108 amino acids)
Source: RefSeq, a predicted model, not a curated record
AUGAAUCCCGUAGAGAGCUCAAAAAAUUACGAGCAAGCAAUACCACGAGUGAAACAUGGGGCGGCCUUGUGCAACACAUUCAGUUGUCUGGAAACAUCACCAACGAGUGAUCCAGCUGGGUUUCAGAUAACGGCCUCCAGGUUUACUCCGUUGAAUGCAAUCAUUUUGGUUCAGGAUGGGGUCAGUAUUGGUAACUGUAAGGGCCGAGGCCACAAAUUGGAUGACACUGUGUCUGACAGUCCAGAGAAUACCAAACUGAUCAUGUCGAUCGCUAGCGAUCUGGGAAUCGGUGAAAAGGCAGUGGGGAUGCGAUUUGUUGUCAAAUAG